This is a messenger RNA of Calypte anna (Anna's hummingbird), 673 nucleotides long. RefSeq names its product fatty acid-binding protein, adipocyte. Lineage: Eukaryota; Metazoa; Chordata; Aves; Apodiformes; Trochilidae. Gene Ontology annotation, molecular function: fatty acid binding. The record is from RefSeq and is a predicted model, not a curated record. Gene Ontology annotation, cellular component: nucleus; cytosol. The transcript is spliced from 4 exons. Bases 72 to 470 code for a protein of 132 amino acids. Gene Ontology annotation, biological process: fatty acid transport.
GGAGCUCAUAAUAUUCUCCUGUCCUGCAUUUCUGCUUGACCCUGUGGACAACUUCUCUCUAGCCUGACAAAAUGUGUGACCACUUUGUGGGUACCUGGAAGCUCCUUACUAGUGAAAACUUUGAGGACUAUAUGAAAGAACUAGGUGUGGGAUUUGCUACCAGGAAAAUGGCUGGUGUGGCCAAGCCCAAUGUAACUAUCAGCAUCAGUGGUGAUGUGAUAACCAUCAAAACAGAAAGUACCUUCAAAAAUACAGAGAUCUCUUUCAGGCUGGGUGAAGAGUUUGACGAGACCACAGCAGAUGAUAGAAAAACAAAGAAUGUCAUAACCUUAGAUGGUGGCGUGCUGAAGCAGGUGCAGAAGUGGGAUGGAAAAGAAACUAUCAUAAAGAGAAAAGUUGUGGAUGGGAACCUCGUGGUGGAAUGCACCAUGAAUAAUGUUACCUGCAAAAGAGUUUAUGAAAAAGCAUGAAGAAGUCAUCCUGACGUAGAUCUAAUGCUUAAAGCUGGAGAAAAACAACUUUACUUAACCAAAGGAGAAAAACUAAAAAAAAAUCCAUUUUAAAGAGAACUGUGCUUUUUACAGAUAUAUCCCAAAAGAGUUACACGCAGCUAGUUCAACUUGUUGUGGCUAUUAAUAUAAUAAAUAUAAAUAAAAUGUUCUGCUUUCUACAA